AUGCCAACUACACGUAGAGGUCUGACAUCGUCGGCCUCAGAGCAUGCUGGCCUCACAGCAGGCAACCGAGUAGACCCGAAAGCUACUCGUACGACCAAAGCAACCCACGACCUCGACGGCCAUACUCAUACCAACCCCGAUCGUGCUGCGAAGAGGCGACGUACCGAGACGCCUUACAAAGAUGCCACUACCGUCAAAUCGGCCUGCGAAGAGUCUACCCAUUUAGACGACCUCAGUUCCAGUGCAAUCGAGCUUCGCGCCCAGCUGACGGCGCAUCCACAACAUGAUGGCCCUGGCCCUGAAGACGGUGCUGGGUCAGCUGAAAUGCUGGAUCAGCUUGAUGCAGACAUGACCAAGGCCAUUUCGGACAUAAUCGAUCACUCAGAGAGAUUUGAACAAUAUUGUGCAAUGGGCGCAGCUGAUAAUGACGGAUCUUCGGCAUCGAAAAACAUGGUCUUUGCCAAGACAGGAUCGCGUAUGAAAGUCGAGAGCUUGCCGAUUCUCGAUAACCUUUCAUCCCAGAUACUUUCCACACUUGCAAAGUCAUCAUAUCAGGAUAUCAUUGCACUGAUGAGAGAGCCGGAAUCCGAGGCCGGUCAAGAAUAUUCUACAGUCCGAUCACUUUUCGACCAUACGAAGCGUGUCUAUUCUUCGAAGUCCCCCUUCCUCUCGCCGUCUGAACUCGACUUGCUUGCUCCUUCGCAGGUGGAAAUCUUGCGGAAAGCCAAUCUUGCUACUUUUGUCUCGAGCAUAUUUGGUAGUCAGGAGAUUGGUUUCGCAGAACUGAAUGAUCAUUUCUUAGAGAUCUUCGUGCCUGAGAAUGGGAGGUUAUUGAAGGCGCAAGGCUCUUUGUUCUUGGAUUUGAAGACUCAGGCAUUCAUUUCGUCCAUGCACACCCCAGAUCGUUCAAAGACUGAGCUGUUAUACACAUUAUUCCCGGACGACAUAGAGCCGAGGAUACUCGUCCGUCGCCCUGGAGCACGGGGUCUCGCCCCUAGCGAACAGGACUUCGUUAAACGUGCUCAUUCAAGAAGGGACAUUCUGUUGGCUGAUGUCAAUAAUCCAACUGCUCUUGAUGGGCUGCCUGAGAAAUAUCAAUGGGACGACUUCUUGCGGGACAUCAGCAGCUACAUAUCCAAGAACUUCGAAUCACUGAAUCCACAGCCAAAGGACAAAUUUACUAAAGGACGCAGCGCCAAUGGAGAGGUCAAAGAACCUGCUCAGGAACAGCUCCAAAGCAACUUUUCUAUCAUUCCUCCACCUCCAACCGAGCCUGUCAGUGGGCCUCCCAAGCAAGAAGAUUUUGUGGCGAAGGCCGCACGAGCUGCGCAGAUUGCCCUACAAGGUCACAAUAUUAGUAUUCCAGCACCGGGGCCGCUUCAGAUGCAGCCAAAUCCAUCUCCCAAGCAGACAAAUCAACCAGCUUUCCAGAUUCAUACCAGUUUCCAGCAGUACGCACCUCCGACACGAUCUCCACAUCCAGGCUCCGCUCGUUCUAGCCUACCACCGAAUUACGGCCCACUUCCCAACCUGCCUCACGUCAGCCAGUCCGCACCCACCCAAGUCCUAUACGAGCGUGCCCGUCAAGCAGCCACAACCAAAGCAUCACCCGCAUCUCGGCGCGCGGGUCUACCUUCGCAACGCCGCCCCUGGACUACCGAAGAAGAAAAUGCCCUGAUGGCCGGUCUCGACCGAGUCCGAGGUCCGCACUGGUCUCAAAUUCUCGCCAUGUUCGGUCCUGGGGGUACUAUCAAUGAGUCCCUGAAAGACCGCAAUCAGGUCCAACUCAAGGACAAAGCCAGAAAUUUGAAGCUCUUCUUCCUGAAGAGCGGUAUUGAAGUCCCCUAUUAUCUGAAAUAUGUCACCGGUGAUCUCAAGACAAGAGCACCGGGCCAAGCAUCGAAGAACGAGGCGCGAGAAAGGGAGAAACAGCAGGGUGAGGAAGAUAAAGCGCACUUUAAUGGUGUGCAGGGGAUAAUGGCGCUGGCGGGGGGAAGUCAGCCGCCGUCACAGCAACAGCAUCAGGAACUUCAGAUUGGGCAUUCGAAUACACAUGGGAAUGAUGGUGCUGUGAAUGAGCUGCAAGGCUUUCAAUUGAAUGGUCCAUCCCAGAACGGUCUGCAUGGUCUAGAUGGCACUAUGGAUGCGAAUCUAGAUCCUAAUCUGGAGGGCAUUCCGGAGCUGCCACCAGCGGUGGGAAUGGAGGCCGACCUCUCUGAGCCGGAAGCAGGGCCUAAGGCGAAGGUUGAGGCGUAG
Endocarpon pusillum Z07020 is the source of this 2256-nucleotide messenger RNA. RefSeq lists its product as uncharacterized. Bases 1 to 2256 code for a protein of 751 amino acids. NCBI's taxonomy places the organism in Eukaryota, Fungi, Ascomycota, Eurotiomycetes, Verrucariales, Verrucariaceae. Gene Ontology annotation, biological process: telomere maintenance via telomere lengthening. Gene Ontology annotation, molecular function: protein homodimerization activity; double-stranded telomeric DNA binding. The transcript is spliced from 4 exons. The record is from RefSeq and is a predicted model, not a curated record.